Vitrella brassicaformis is the source of this 4390-nucleotide messenger RNA. The record is from the annotation of a GenBank genome assembly. Lineage: Eukaryota; Vitrellaceae.
CAGGUAUGAGAUCAGUCGAGCAAUGUCCACCACACAGCACAGCACACUGUUGGCUCUCAUGCAUUGCUGUCUUUGUCUCCGCCAUUGUCCACUUGCAACACAUCAGCCUGCCCCUCUGGCUGCUCUGCCUCCUUCGCAUUCGGCACUGACGCCACCAUAGACAGACGCCGCAGCCGGUCGGCCGCGAAGGCACUCUGCAUAUAGCCAUCCAGGAGACGCACACACGCACAUGCAACGACUGUGUGCCCUGCCCUAGUGCACAGCAUUACCAGUCUAUCGACGUUUAGGGCCUGCUCGAAGAGGGAACGAGCAGCACGGAGGUCGCCAGCCCAUUCGAUGGCGUUGGCUAUCGACGACGUGUGUUGAGGGUCUGUGGGGCCGCCAUUGGCGGCACGUGUCUGGCCGAUGAGCCGAUAGAACUCACCCAAACCGCACAAUGAGUCGGCAUCCUAAUGGACAGACGACAGACCGACAGACAGGUCUACACGAGAGAGAGUGGGAUUCCAUUUCUUCCUUCAUUCACCUCACUGUCGACAGCGAGGGAUUGCUUGUAGUAAUUUCGCGUGUGCACCCGCUGAAUGGCCACAUUGCUAUCUGCACACGGCCAACACACGUGCUUGCUGCAUGACAAUGAGACACAGCAUUUCCCACCAGGCGGCGUGCUCAGUCUCGUCCCAGAGCUGCUCGAUGGCGCCUCGCUCCUCUCCGGCCGCAUGGCCCGCCUCUCGUGACCAGGGUAAGUCACGAUGGUCGGUGCACCCAAUCGAUGCGCCUCAGCGACCUCUAGCGGAGGGGAUAUGCUCGAUUUCAGUGCACGCACAUAGGCCAGCAGGUCUUCAUCAGACGCCGCCUGCUCAUCGGCGGGGCAGGAGGGCAUUUCGAUGCCGGUGUGGUCUUCUUCUCCUUCUGCAGGGACCGAGGCCUCCUGGUCGUCAUCGAGAGACACGUUGGGCGGUGGGCUGAGGUCGAUGCUGUCGAUCAGAUUCUUGCCCAUGACGGGACUGUUGCCGCCUGGACAAUGACAAUGGAGAGGAUAACACAUCACAACAGGACAUCAUGUGUCUCACACGGAGUGCCAGCCCACCGGAUUGCGCAGGUGCCGUGCUCAAUCCUGUCCUGUCGACUUCCCGCCCUUCGUCCUUCCCCACGGGCAGCGCCACCGACGCGGCCCUCUCCUCCAGUGAGUCCAUCAUGUGCAGCCCACCGCUCUCGAAACUCAAUGCGCCGGAGCCAGCAGUCUUGGCGCGCAUCAGCUUGACGAGCACCUUCACCAGGUCCUCGAGGGACCGGAACAGCUCGCUCAGGCCGAACAGCUUGACGGCGCGCUCUUUCUGCCGAGAAAAAGGGACAGCGAGGGAGGCUGUGCUGUGUGUGAUUGCGUGUGCGUGCGGUUGGGUGGGAACUUUGUUGCACUCGACUGCCUGUCUGUAGGCGGCACGUGCUGCCAUGAGGUGGCCGCGGCAGAGGAAAUUGUGAGCGAUGCCGAGCCAACACAAAGUGGACUGCGUCAUACAUACACACAUACACACAUGCGUGUAUGACGUAGGGACGCGCAAGGAGUGUGUUCGUCUUGGUUACCUUUGGCUUGACUUGCAGGACACACCGGUAGAGCACGUCACUCGACAGCCAGCGACCCCGCCGCUCCCUGGCAGCCAGAAAAAGAAAAAAAGAUGGCAGUCGUGCAGGGGAGGAUAUGUGUGUGCUCACCUGUAAUACUCGGCAGAGAGGAAGAACGUCUCGAUUGCAGUCGGCUGUGGACAACAGGUCAAACAGAAAAUCAUGCUCGCUGCGUCAUGCACGAGACAUCACUGCACCUACAUUGCUGGCGACGUAGGUCGCUGCCUCUCGAUAAGGCAUCUCCUCAAGCAGACCUGAGCACACCACCAGCAGCCACAAUGCACCAGAGGCGUGACUCACUUCGCAUUGGCUCACCGUCGAUCGACGCCUGGGACGAGAAGUCACUCAGACCUCUCAAGACCACCCCACCUGACACACAAUCCGGACCCAGGACCGACAUCUCGAGACAUGGAGUCCGGCUGCCCUCACCUUCGGCCCCGGCUCCCUCUCUCUUCACCUCCUUGCCCUCGUCUGCAGCCGGUUGCCCCUCCUGCUUGCCUUUGGCAACCGCAAUGGAAGUUCUCGGAUUGAAGGUCCCGAUAGGGGCGCUGCUCAUGGGCUCGCUCAGCUGCAGCUCACCCAUGAGGGACGGCCGCACCCUGGGUGACUCGGUCUGCUGAGGCACUUCCUCGGGGAUGGGCAGUGUCUGCAGCGACAGUCGCAUCGAUGAGCUGGGCGACUCGCGAGGGGGGACAUCACGCCCAGGGGGUGUUGCGGGGGGAGGGCUACAUGGGACGCCAGACAGACCGACAGACAGACAGACAGACAGACAGACAAACAGACCGACAGACCGACACAUGGUAAAUGACAAGCAUACACAUUAUGCACCACAAGUCGGCGUACGCAGGCAGAGGGACUUUGGGUGCAGGGCCCGAUGCCUUGAGGACGGGCAGCUGUGUGGGCAGGGAAGCAGGCGCAGCUCUCGGAGACACGACAGAUCCCCUGGGCGAACUCUUCCUUGAUGUGGGGCUGGCCGCGUGAUCAGUGGAGGGCGGGGCCUCCUGCUGAGAUGAGAUGGAUGCGCGCUGGGACUUGGGUGAGGGUGUGCGCUUCACCCGCUCCUUAGACGUGUCGGUGGUGGGGAGGUCUUCAUCGAUCAUCCACAUGGCACGGUACUGUGUCGUGCCCCAAUAGUAGACACCUCCAUUCUUCAACAGGCUGCGACACAACGGGAGAUGACGACUUGGAGACAUGCAAUGGUUGCUCUGCCUAACCUUUCGGCGCUUUGUUUGCACAUUAUCUGGUGCAUCUCUGGCAUGAGGACCGUAGUCCCCCUCAAUCUCACCUCGUCAGCAGCAGGCCCGCCCGCCUGGUCACCUUCUCCUUCAUGAGAAGCUUCGCGGUCGAGUGCAGCUGCCACAGAGACGACACACUCCCGAAGUGACGGAGGGAGGGAAGGGGCGGGGUCCUGCAGACAAGAAAAAGUGCAUGUCUCUCUUCGCGCAGGCGCCUGCUCGUGUGUGGGUGGACCACAAGAGUGAGCACAGUAGGGCUUUCAAGCAGGUCAUCAACAGUCGGGCGAGACGAGGGCAGUGGACUCAGCAUCUGACGAGGCAACCCAGAACAAAUGUGCGCAUCUAGGUGUGGCUGCAGAAGCAUAUCUAGAUGGGCUUCACCGUGCAGAUGAGCUCGAGGAAGUCCGUUUGGGGCGGCGGUGCACCAAUCGCUUCGAGACGCGACAAAACGAACUGUGGCACCCCGUCGGGGGAAAGCCGCAGCACGUCCGCCUGCACCCACAUACACAAGCACCGCCGUGCACAUGCAUCAGCAAAGCAGUCCCAGCCACGCUAACCGGAUCCCCGAUGAACUCCGAAUGAGGCGUGAGCGUCGCCAUCUCGAGCAGACACAUACCCAGAGCAAAGACGUCAUCCAAGGGCUGCACACCAAAGUGGUCCGGUGUCUCCUUCAUUGCCGCCAGCCGCUGUCGGGGGUAGAACGGGGAGUGCGGCAUGUGGGCAUUCUCAUGGUCGGAAGGCAGCGUGUUGACGUGAGCGUCACCGAUCUUGAUCGCGGGAGCUGUGCGGCCGCCCUUGCCAGUGGGGGCCUUCAAGAACAUGUUGUUCAGCUGCAGAUUGCCAUGAACGAAACCUGCGAGCAAAGGAGGCAUCAUCGUGUGGACAGCCUCUGUGUGAUAAACAGUGACCUUGGUGAUGGAUUGUCUGCAGUGUCUGCAGCAGGGUGGCGGCGAACUGAUGCAGCUGGCCAGGAGAAAAAUAGGCAGGCGGGUCGAGGGCGCGGCGACGAAGGAUCUCGUGCUCGAAGCUUGUGUCCAUCAGCUCCUCUGACACACAUACAAACACACAAGCAGCCGCAGCCGUGUCUCGUUGUCCGUGGGCCAUUUCUGUUUCCAUUUUAGCCUACCCACGACGCAGCAGCGGAACUUGCUUCCCUGUGUACACUCCUCAAUGAAGCACACAUUGGCGAGUAUCGUCACCUUGCCCGACUCUUUGGCUUUGAAUUCCUUCAUCCACUCUGCUUGCCCCACAAACUCCCCGAGCACCCUCUCCGCCUCUUCCAGCGUGUCGAGGGCCACCCUUUUCAGUGCCAAGUGUGGUUUCUGCUCACUGCCAGAGGUGGACAAGCUGGCGCUGAGUCGUCUGGCUGGCGUCACACACAGGACGUCCUGAAACACGGGAACACACACGAGGGGAGGGGGUGAUAUGUUUCUCGUGUUUUCUCAUUCUUUCCUGCUCACCCCGUAGCCCCAGCAUGCGUCCCGGCUCCCCAGCUUUCGUACGACUUCCCAACGCUCCAUCUUUCUGUCCCCCGCUCA